AUGGCGACACCAACUAGUGACCAGUCGCCAAUACGCGAGAAUGUAAAGGCAGCCCCCCAGACCGCAUUCGAUACGGCUGCCUUCGACUCAUCUGGCCCGGCCAGGACCGACAACCCCGUUCCCCCUGCCGAGAACGAUUACCUUAACCCUACAAGCCGCGCAAUAAGACACCUGGCCUUCUGCAUUCUUUACCUGUCCCUCUUCGACCAUGGAACGACCUCUCAAUGGAUUUCCACAUACCUGGUACCGUCAGCAAUGGAUGUGACGCCGUCUUUGUAA
Messenger RNA from Endocarpon pusillum Z07020, 279 nucleotides. RefSeq lists its product as uncharacterized. Lineage: Eukaryota; Fungi; Ascomycota; Eurotiomycetes; Verrucariales; Verrucariaceae. The record is from RefSeq and is a predicted model, not a curated record. The transcript has a single exon. Bases 1 to 279 code for a protein of 92 amino acids.